Molecule: messenger RNA, 3107 nt
Organism: Phyllopteryx taeniolatus (common seadragon)
Lineage: Eukaryota; Metazoa; Chordata; Actinopteri; Syngnathiformes; Syngnathidae
Product: gastrula zinc finger protein XlCGF57.1-like
Exons: 4
Coding region: 759-2885 (708 amino acids)
Biological process (GO): regulation of transcription by RNA polymerase II
Molecular function (GO): RNA polymerase II cis-regulatory region sequence-specific DNA binding; DNA-binding transcription factor activity
Source: RefSeq, a predicted model, not a curated record
ACCGGAGUGCCCGGAGAAAACCCACGCAGGCACGGGGAGAACAUGCAAACUCCACACAGUCGGGGCCGGGGAUUGAACCCGGGUCCUCAGAACUGUGAGGCUGACGCUCUAACCAGUCGGCCGCCGUGAAGGACAAUACUUAUCUUAAAUAAUAUUUACAAUGAGAAGCUUCAACUUCGUCUGUAUUCCGGACUGGGAGCUGGUUUGACGUGCUGCACGGCUGACGUCAGGUAUAUUAAGUGCUUCUCCCCCCGUCAAUCACCCAGUAAUCAGUAAAGUAACUAAGUUACUUUUGCUAGGUAACUAUGGCAACACUGAUUGGUAGAGGGGUGAUGAGGAUGGAGCUGCUGGGAAAGAAAGCUAGAGGAAGACCAAAGGGAAGGUUGAUAGAUGUAGUGAGGGAAGACAUGAAGGGAAAAUGGUGUGAGAGAGGAGGAUGCAGGAGAUAGGCUUACAUGGAAGAGGAUGACGCGUUGUGGCGACAUGCCCAAAGGAAAAGAAGAAAUAAACCAAUUAAUUUAAUGUUCCGGUAAUUAAUGUUCGAGUUUCAUGUAAAAGCUAGCAUUGUUAAAAUAGUAAUUUCUACGGUGUUGUUACGUUUUAUAUUUAAUACAUGCAGGUUUGAUUUUACUUCCUGUUUUAAGCAAUUGAGCUUUUAUUUUGAAAGGUACGCACCGAAACCUAGUCCAUAAAACGAACGGUAACUUGCAACGGUAAAACAAAAGUUAGGAGACGAGCCGGCAACGCCGUCCGUUGCCAUGAGCACCGCUGCCGUAAAACCACCAUCGACGAAGGAAAACGCGGAAGUUAGCGUGCCUUCAAGGCAACAACAAAACAGCACUACGGCUACCAGAACAAUGGCGUCGCACGAGGAGAACGAGCGUCAAGGAAAACAACUGGAAGCUGAUGGCGAAAAUCACAUCGUGUUGUACAUCCAAGAUGUCCAGCAGCUGAUUGUUCAUCAGGAAAAACUUCUCACCCAGUCGCAUGGGGGGCAUGCCAGUUUCGAGCGUGGGGAUCCACAGACACCCCAUGUUACAGACAAAGAGGUGGAUCCAAAGCCUCCAACUGUUAAAGAGGAAGUGAAUGAGUUCGAUAUCAGUGAGUUGCCACUGAUUGAUGUCUCUAUGAAGAGUGAAGACAAAGACGAACCACUUCAGUGGUCACAGCUUCAUCAUCACAGUCCAAGUGGAGACCACUGUGGAGGACCACCACCAGUCAACAUUUUAGCGCCACUGUCAGACAGCGACGGCAUGGAGAGCGACUCAAACUUUGAAGGUGACAACAAAGAGUCGAAAUGCUGUAAAAACAACAAGGAAAUGUCACAAACAUGUCAAAAAAGUUUUAGCUGCUCAGUUUGUGGUAAAUGUUUCACCAAAAAAACAUAUGUCAGACACAUGAGAACACACAGUAGUGAAAAACUCUUCCGUUGCUCACUGUGUGAUAAAACAUUCUCUCAUGAGUCAAAAGUGGCGCAACACAUGAGAACACACACAGGAGAAAAACCCUUUAAUUGCUCAUUGUGUGCGAAAACAUUCACUCUGAAGUCAAACAUGCUAUCACACAUGAGAAUACACACAGGAGAAAAAAAAUGUUGUUGCUCAACUUGUGGUAAAACGUUCUCUCAUAAGUCAAACAUGAUAAAACACAUGAGAACACACACAGGAGAAAAACCCUAUAGUUGCUCAAUGUGUGAUAAAACAUUCUCUCAAACGUCACAUAUGGUAUCACACAUGAAAAUACACACAGGAGUAAAGUCUUUUUGUUGCUCAAUUUGUGGUAAAAGAUUCACUCUAAAGCGAAAUAUGGUGGCACACAUGAGAACACACACAGGAGAAAAACCUUUUAGUUGUUUGGUUUGUGGUAAAACAUUCUCUCAAAAACGACAACUAGUACGACACAUGAGCACACACACGGGGGAAAAACCCUUUAAUUGUUCUAUUUGUGGUAAAACGUUCUCUCUAAAGCGAGCCAUGGUAGCACACAUGAGAACACACACUGGUGAAAAACCUUUUUGUUGCUCAGUUUGUAGUAAAACAUUCUCACAUAAGUCCAACAUGGUAAAACACAUGAGAACACACACAGGAGAAAAACCCUUUCAAUGCUCAUUGUGUGAAAAAAGAUUUUCUCAAACGUCACACAUGGCAUCACACAUGAAAAUACACACAGGAGAAAAACCUUUUUGUUGCUCAAUUUGUGGUAAAAGAUUCACUAUAAAGCGAACCAUGACAUCACACAUGAGAACACACACUGGUGAAAAACCAUUUUGCUGUUCACUGUGUGGUAAAAGAUUCAAUCAAAAGCAAAGCAUGGUAAAACACGUAAAAACACACACAGGGGAAAAACCCUUUUGUUGCUCAUUUUGUGGUAAAACAUUCUCCCAAAAGUCACACAUGGGAUCACACUUGAAAAUACACACAGGAGAAAAACCCUUUCGUUGCUUAGUUUGUCGUCAGACAUUCAUUCAAAAACACAAUCUGGUAUCACACACGAGAACACACACAGGGGAGAAACCCUUUCGUUGCUCAAUGUGCGAUAAAACAUUUUCCCAUAAGUCAUACGUGGCAUCACACAUUAAAAUACACACAGGAGAAAAAUCCUUUAGUUGCUCAGUUUGUGGUCAAACAUUCAUUCAGAAACACAGUCUUGUAUCACACAUGAGAACGCACACGGGAGAAAAACCGUUUAGUUGCUCAACUUGUGCCAAAUCCUUCUCUCGAAAAGACAGUAUGGAAACACACAUGAGAACACACACGGGUGAAAAACCUUUUUGUUGCUCAUUUUGUGGUAAAACAUUUGCUCUGAAGUCAAACAUGGUAAAACAUAGAAGAAAACACACAAGAACAAAACCCUUUGUGGAAGCUAUGUUCACAGGGCCAGUUUGAUUGCAUACUUGAGGACACAAAACAACUGAGAAUGAAUGUUCAACUGUAGUCCCCUGCAGUACUGCUGUAUCCGAAGCAGACCACACAUUGUCUUUACUGAAAGUUAUUCUUCUGAAGAUCUGUAAAUGUUUUAUUUAGUUGUGUAGUACACUACGUUCAUUGUUGUCCUCCUCUUUGUACUGCACAUUGUUGAUGGAGACGAAGCAGACCACCUUUCUUUUC